AUGGGUAUUGCAGCAGAAUCACAGUUUCAUGUUUUAGCUGUUGAUGAUAGUUUAUUCGAUCGGAAACUUAUAGAGAGAUUGCUUCAAAAGUCUUCGUUAACUACUGUUGAUUCAGGCUCUAAAGCUUUAGAAUUUCUGGGUUUAAGAGAAAGUAUUGACCCAAAUGCGGUUUCUUCAUCUCCCCAGGAAUCAUCAGCUUUGAAGAACAUACCAGUAGUUAUUAUGUCCUCUGAGAACGUUCCUGCAAGAAUCAGCAGAUGUUUGGAAGAAGGAGCUGAAGAGUUUCUCUUGAAACCAGUAAGAUUGGCUGAUCUCAACAAGUUGAAACCUCAUAUGAUGAAAACAAAGCUCAAGAACCAGAAGCUGGAAGAGAUUGAGACACCUUCGAAAGAUGAAAAUGUAACCGUAGCAGCAGGUGAUGAGCCAGAGAUUGUCAAAAGUUCAGCAGAAAUCGAAUUCAAGAUCGUAGCUUUUCAAUCGGAAACAGAACCGAAACAACAACAUCUGCAAGUAGUGCAACAAGAAGAACAAACGUUGAGUAACAAUAAGAGGAAGUCAAUGGAAGAAGGACUCUCAACAGAAAGAUCACGUCCUAGAUUCGACGGUAUCACAACCGCUGUCUGA
Arabis nemorensis is the source of this 624-nucleotide messenger RNA. NCBI's taxonomy places the organism in Eukaryota, Viridiplantae, Streptophyta, Magnoliopsida, Brassicales, Brassicaceae. The record is from the annotation of a GenBank genome assembly.